ACCCCCGCCCGGAUCCCUGCGCGCCGGGCCCGGGGGACGCGGACCCGAGUGGCACCCCUGCCUCCCCAGCGUCUCUGAGGAAGUUCGCCCGCCCGGCUGAUGCCGCAACGCCGUCCCCGCGCCUCCCUACCCCCGCUGCUGUCUCAGAGCCCCCUCACCCGGGCCGUGUCCCCUCCUGCCCCAGUCCUCCGCGUCCUCCGGCCGCGACCUCGGGCCCGGCCCUGCGCGGCGCGGUGUUGGGAGGUGCGUGAAUGGGAAGGGGAAGCCGCGGCCGAACUUGCAGCUUGAGGAGCCGGCGGGGCCUGGAAACUUGGACCGAGACCAGGACCGGGUGCGGGACCCGACUGUGGCGCCUCGGUGAGGCCGCGGCGUGGGGCGGCCCGGGGUGGGGUUGGCAGGGUCUGAACGGUGUCAGCCAGUGACCAUGGGUGACACGGCGCGUGAGACAGACCGGCCUGGGCGAACGUGUGUCUAGGACACUGAGCAGGCAACACAGAAGGGCUCUGUGUGUCAGUGACAGGCAAGUGUGUGUGUGUGUGUGUGAUUGUGUGUGUGGGUGAGAGACCUCGGAUCACUGUGUGUGACCGUGACCCCUAGCUCACUGUAAUACCCUGGUCACCGGGGUCACUGAGUGUGUGUGGCCUGUGGUGUGACCAGGGCAGGGCCAAGGACCCAUGGACAGGCGGUGUGAGUAUGUAAAAGGGAGAGAAACUCAAGUGACUGUGAGAAAGAGCUCAUGAAUCACUGGGGCCAUAGUGUGUGGGGGAUCAGGGUGUAGUGUCACUGUGCCAGUAUGUAUGUGCCUCAGAGCAAUGAAUAAAAGGUAGAAAGAGGAGGGACCUCAAACGUUUGAAGGUUGGGAGGGGCAAGUCUGAGCUAUUGUCCCCAAGAGAAUGCCCCCCAGGAGCUCAGUUUGGUGAAUAGUGUCCACUCAGUUUAGUAAGGGGGGGGACCCUAAAUGACUUGCCCUGGCAGCAGCAGAGGGCUCCCAGGUAGCAUCAGACUCAACUCCAAACAAAUACACUGAGGUUCCUGAAGCCUGACAAAGCCCUGGCACCCUGGUAACCUGUGUUCUCACUGGGCCCAGGCACAGUCUUGCUCUCUCAGACCCUGCCCCCACUGAGCCUCAGUCUCCCCAUCUGCGCACUGAGGUGUUGGGCUCUGAAUGAGUUGUGAAUCAUCACUUUGGGGUUUUCUAUUGUUUUUGGGUCAACCACCUCUGUUCUCCCUUCCCUUGUUCCAGGCAGAAAGACAGCAGUGGGGGGUGGGGGCAGGGUGUCUGCUGGGGAAGGAGAACCCUCUCCACAACUGGCCAAGGAGACCUCACCUCCUAUCCAAAGUCUGCCUGAUCCUGGGACAAAGCCCAAAAUUUUGAUCUGUAAACUCCGACUUCUCUGGCCCAGGUUUCCUUUCUUCAGUUCCCUGGUUGGAGGUGGGUGGGGGUGGGAGGGGAAUAGAUUUGUUCCCCAGGAGUUCCCCAGGUCUAGGAGGCUAAGUUCGGGCUAGAGGGCUGGAGCAGGGACCCUUCACCAUGUGGGCCGGACCCCUCCAAGGCCCCCCAUGUCCACAAGAAGGUCUGGGGUUCAUGCAGGGUGGAAUGGAAAUCGGGCUCCCUAGCCCUGGAGGUGGUGGAGAGCACCUGCUGAAGGGUCUGGAAUUUCUCUUCUGCUGUCAUCCUCUGAAAAUGUUGAUUGCAUCCGUGAGGGUAGGUAGGGGCAGCAGUGCCCGGCACUGUGCCGAACACUGUCGUGCGCUGUCUUGUUGAAUCCUCAUGGUGGUUCUGGGAUUGCUUACCGUUUUUCAGAGAAGGAAACUGAGGCUCAAAGAAGUAAAGUAACUUGCCCAAGGUCAUGUAGAGUUAGAACAGUGCCAGAACCAGAAUUCAGGUCUUCUGACCCUGAAUGGGAUGUGAGAUGCUUAGAGAGGACCACCCCUUUCCUAAUAUCUGCUCAUGGCUUAUCUAGGCUUCCUACUCUCAAACUCCGUUGGCAAGCAUGGCCUUGCCAGGGUGUCCCACUGUGAGCUCUGGGUGUGGCGUGUGCGUGCACUCAUGCCUGAGACUUUGAGGGUAGAUGGGUGGGUUAUGUGGUUUUCCUGCUCUUCUUCUUCCUCCUUAUCCUCCGCCCCCUAACUAGUCACCCCAGCCAGAGGUCACCAAAAAGGCUUAUCUUCUGCCUUCUAGAGCCUGCAACUGGCUUAGGAAGUGUCCACAUGGCUCUGAAGAGUGUCCAGAGUUAGCAGCAUAGCUCAAACUCCAAGGGACAGGGUUGGCAGGAAUAAUUGAAAGUCCCAGGUGACCUUCACCAUACCCAAGAGGCCACUAUCCUACUCUUAGUUGUCUAGGGCACGUUCCCAAAUCCAUCACAAUCUGUGGUGGGAAGCAGGCUGGGAGUGACCUUGAGCUGGUGCCUGCUUUCUCUGGGCCUCAGUCUCCUCAUUUUUCCUGAAGAGAGGCCCCUCCUAGCUCUGAUCACUGCUGCUCCUUUGCUGGGAGCUGGGGUUGGGCAUCAUGGUGGCCCUGGGUUCUCUCUGGAAUGACUGGAGCAGUGUUUCUUGGGGCUGAUCGAAAUAGCUGUCCUGGUCCCCAGGGGCUAAGCCCGAGUUAUUUCCAUCCCCAGCAAAAAGGUAGAAAUAGCUUAGGGCCCGGGAGCAGGAGAUAGAGGGGAAGGGUUAACCUUCUCUUCUCAUCCCAGUCUUGCUGGAGGCUCCCCUGUGCCCCAUCAAACCAAACCUUUUCAGGUGGGGCCAGGCUAGGUUUCCACAUGUGGCGCCAGUUGGGACUGGUAUGAUAAUUGGUGGAGGGAAGUAAAGUGCCUGUGUCUGGCCAAGGAGGGGAGAAAUCAAGGGACAAUGAGCACCCACUCCUACUCAUAGGGUCAGGCAACAGAGCCAAGAGGCCUAGCCCCAUCUUAUAGAGGGAGAGGCUGAGGUUCUGAGAAGUGCAGGAGUGCAGGGACUUAGCCAAGGCUCCCAAGAACCCUGAUAUCCUGAUUCUGCCUUCCAGAGUACCUACCGUCUGUCCUGCCACACGUUCCCAGAUGACUGGGGAGGACCAGUCUGGCCAAUCUGAAGGGGAAAGGAGUGUGGGUAGGGCUGUUUAACACCUGACCUUGCUUGGCAAGCAUCCCAUGAGGCAGGGGCAAGCACCCCUGUGUGCAGAGGAGGACCCCGAAGCUGAAGGAGGGCUGGUGACCGUCCUGGACCUGACGAUGAAGCUGAGCCCCCUGCACUGGUCCCUGUCCUGCCUCCUUGUGCUGCUGCCCUGGCCUCCGGCCACUCCAGCAUCCACAACACCUUGGCAGUGCCCACCUGGAGAGGAGCCCAGCUUGGACUUGGGGCAGGGUGCGUUGUGCAGGUCCUGCCCCCCAGGCACCUUCUCAGCCUCAUGGGGCCCCAGCCCAUGCCAACCCCAUACCUGCUGCAGCCCUCGAGGGAGGCUGGAGGCCCAGGCGGGCUCGGCGACUCGAGAUACACUCUGUGGAGGCUGCCGGCCUGGGUGGUUCGUCCCUGAGGGGGCCCCCCAUGUUCCAUGUCAGCCAUGCUCCUGGGCACCUCUGGGUACUCGUGGCUGUAAUGUGUGGGGGCGCCGGGCCAGGCGCGGUGUGGAGGUGGCAGCAGGGGCCAGCAGCAGUGGGGAGGCCCGGCAGCCUGGGAACGACACACGGGCGGGCAGCCCUGAGGAGACGGCUGCGCAGUAUGCAGUGAUCGCCAUCGUGCCUGUCUUCUGCCUCAUGGGGCUCCUGGGCAUCCUGGUGUGUAACCUGCUCAAGCGGAAGGGCUACCACUGCACAGCCCACAAGGAGGUCGGGCCUGGCCCCGGAGGUGGAGGCAGCGGGAUCAACCUUGCCUACCGGGCUGAGGAAGCCAACGAGGACACCAUCGGGGUCCUGGUGCGCCUGAUCACAGAGAAGAAAGAGAACGCGGCAGCCCUGGAGGAGCUGCUGAAGGAGUAUCAUAGCAAACAGCUGGUGCAGACAAACCACAGGCCGGUGCCCAGGCUGCCACCAGGCCCUCCCAGCACGCCACACAUCUGCCCGCAUCGCCACCACCUCCACACGGUGCAGGGCCUGGCCUCACUCUCUGGUCCCUGCUGCUCCCGAUGUAGCCAGAAGAAGUGGCCUGAGGUGCUGCUGUCCCCUGAGGCUGCAGCAGCCACCACUCCUGCCCCCAGCUUCCUGCCCAGCUCAGCCCGGGCUCCUAAGGCUGCGGCCAAGGCGGGACGCCAGGGGGAGAUCACCAUCCUGUCCGUGGGCAGAUUCCGUGUGGCUCGCAUUCCUGAGCAGCGGACAAGUUCAGCAGUGUCUGAGGUGAAGACCAUCACAGAGGCUGGGCCCUCAGGGGGCGAUUUCCCUGACUCCUCACAACCUGGCCUCCCCCCUGAGCAGCGGGCACUGCUGGGCAGUGGCGCAAACCACUCUAAGUGGCUGAAGCCCCCACCGGAGAAGAAGGCCGAGGAGAACCGCUAUGUGGUCCGGCUAAGUGAGAGCAACCUGGUCAUCUGAAGGGCUGUCUAGUCUGCGGACACUGCAGCCCUGCCCUGGGAGGUGCCAGUGGCUUCCUGAAGGAGGUAGAGCUGCACCUGGCCCCGUGAAGACCAAGAAGCAAUGGCCCAGCAGAUAGAACAGCAGAGGCCAAGACCUGGAGGUGGGACCAACCACCUAGUGGGGAGGCUGGCCGGUUGGCAGGCACUGUGUAGGAGCAGAGCAAGAGCCCACCCCAGGCCCCUGCCGCCCCUGUUCCUCCCCUGCAGGAUGCCCCUACACCUGCCCUGGCCAGAUCCUAGGAGCCUGCAGGAUUCUUUGUACCAACAGGGAGCCUAACCUUGGUACAAGGGAGGGACCCUCUGCUCGGCAUUCCCGGCCCCACCCCUGCUUCUGUACAGGGCCCCAGAGCAGAGGUGCCUCUUCCCCCUCUUCCAGCAGGUCCUAUAAAGGGAGGGGGCACCAAAAAGCCCUGGACUGGGGGCUGAGUUCCUGGGUUCUAAUCCUGGGCAAGUCCCUGUCCAUCACUGGGUCCCAGCUUUUUGACUGUGAAGUGGGGAGAAAAGGAUGUCUUGGUGCCCAAGGCCUGUCCAGCUCCUUGCACGUUCUGGGCUGGGUCCAGUGUGGGUGACGAGCUUGACUCUCUGCCACCCCCCUCCCAUUAGUAGCUUUAUCUGGCCCCGUUUUUGCUGCUGCUGGGGGCUCUGCCUUUAAGGCCCCCAUGGGGUUGUUCCAUCUGUGCUCUGCCUACCAAACCCAAAAUCCAAACCCAUUGCCGUUGAAUCGAUUCUGACUCAUAGCGACCCUAUAGGACAGAGUAGAACUGCCCCAUAGGGUUUCCAAGGAGCGUCUCGUGGAUUCAAACUGCCGACCUUUUGGUUAGCAGCUGAGCUCUUAACCACUACGCCACCAGGGUUUCUGCUCUGCCUACAGAAGAGGCCUAAUGCAUGUGCCUGCCCCUCUUCCCACUGUUUUUAAUGAAAAUGGAAAAACAGACUUGACCUGGGUGGGGCUGUGGUACAGGAGCCGCAGCCUGCCUAGCCACCCCCUCCCACAGGAUCUCCGGAGCUUCGGGGAUGGGGGAGACGAGGCUAGACAGGUGCCUGUGGCCUCAGUGGUUCCUGUGUCUCUGUGGUGUUGGUGUGUCUGUCCCUUAGCCCUGGGCAGCGCGGGCGACUGCCUGGCCCAGUACCUGUCCCCACACUCUGCUCAGCAGCCUGGUUAUUUAUGUGGGCGCCGUGCAGGCGCGGGCCCACUGCCCCCAUUAUUUUAUUUAUUGAAACUGUGCUGUUGUCCUGUCCUCACAUCCCCAUCCAUUUAUUGAAUAAUAAAAGGUGGGAGAGUGG
Molecule: messenger RNA, 5827 nt
Organism: Loxodonta africana (African savanna elephant)
Lineage: Eukaryota; Metazoa; Chordata; Mammalia; Proboscidea; Elephantidae
Gene: RELT
Product: RELT TNF receptor
Exons: 12
Coding region: 3129-4502 (457 amino acids)
Biological process (GO): amelogenesis; apoptotic process
Molecular function (GO): protein binding
Source: RefSeq, a predicted model, not a curated record